CCAAAUUUCAUCGGAAAAUGCAAGUGAAUCGCCGGAUUUUCCAAGCCCUAACCGGAAUUACAAAUCGAUUUUACCAUUCCGACAAGCCGAAGAAAGUGUCACUCUACUCUAAAAUAAGUCCACUGGGAAACCCUAGCUGUAGCGUAACCAAUGAGCUGGAUGAAUGGGUUUGCAAGGGAAAUAAAAUCCGAUUCGCGGAGAUUCAACGCAUCAUUCUUGAUCUUCGCAAACGCAAACGCUUCAGUCAGGCCCUGGAGGCUUCAGAGUGGUUGAAGAGUUCUGGUAUUUUCACUUUUUCAUCAACUGAGCAUGCAGUACAACUGGAUCUGAUUGGUAAGGUUCAUGGGUUUCCUGAUGCAGAAAGCUACUUCAAUAACUUGAGCAAAGAAGAUAAGAAUGAUAAGACAUAUGGUGCUCUUCUACAUUGUUAUGUUCGCCAGUGCCAAAUGGAAAAGGCAUUGACACAUCUGCGGAAGAUGGAGGAGGAGGGUGUUUCUCUAUCUUCUGUGGCCUUCAACGAUAUAAUGUCACUGUACACGAGAACUGGUGAGUAUGAAAGGAUCCCUGAAAUGCUACGCCAUAUGAAGGAAAUUGGGGUCUGUCCUGACAAUUUAAGUUAUAGAAUCUGUAUCAAUUCGUAUGGAGCAAGAUCAGAUAUUGAGGGGAUGGAGAGGGUCUUAAAUGAAAUGGAGAACCAAUCCUUCAUUGUCAUGGACUGGAACACCUAUGCUGCUGUGGCAAAUACAUAUGUUAAAGAAGGCCUAAAUGAUAAAGCAAACAGUUUCCUCAAGAAAGCAGAGGAGAAGAUAGAUAAUAAAGAAGGGAUCGGUUAUAAUUACCUCAUCUCUGUACAUUCUAAACUAGGAAACAAAGAUGAAGUCAUAAGAUUAUGGUUUCUUGAGAAGAGUGCUCUAAAGAGGUGCAUAAAUCGGGAUUAUAUAAAUAUGUUAGAAGCCCUAGUGAGACUUGAUUCGCUUGAAGAAGCAGAGCAGUUGCUCAAGGAGUGGGAGACAUCUGAUAACUGUUAUGAUAUCAGAGUACCAUACAUAGUCAUUAUAGGGUAUACGGAUAAACAGCUAUAUGAAAAGGCAGAGACCAUGCUUGAAGAUUUAUCAACAAAAGGGAAGAUACUAACACCAAAUGUUUGGGGAAGACUGGCAGCAGGCUACCUAGAUAAAGAUAAGUUUGAGAGGGCUGUGAAAUGCAUGAAAGUUGCUCUUUCCUUGAAGAAGGAUAGAAAAGGAUGGAAGCCUGACCCUAAGGUCAUCAUGAGAAUACUCAGUUUGUUUGCGGAGAAUGGCAAUGUGAAUGACGCUGAAUCAUUUUUUCAUUCACUGAGGCCCAUUGUCGCUGUAAACAGAGAGAUGUAUCAUGCCUUACUAAAAUCAUAUAUAGCAGGUGGUAAAGAAGUUGAAAGCCUUUUAAACAGUAUGAGAGAUGAUAACAUUGAUGAAAAUGAAGAAACAAAAGUGAUACUUGGAAUAAACCAACGAGGAGGUUCUAACAGUUAA
Messenger RNA from Solanum verrucosum, 1511 nucleotides. Its product is annotated as pentatricopeptide repeat-containing protein At4g21705, mitochondrial. Gene Ontology annotation, molecular function: protein binding. The record is from RefSeq and is a predicted model, not a curated record. The transcript is spliced from 2 exons. Bases 18 to 1511 code for a protein of 497 amino acids. Gene Ontology annotation, cellular component: mitochondrion. NCBI's taxonomy places the organism in Eukaryota, Viridiplantae, Streptophyta, Magnoliopsida, Solanales, Solanaceae.